CCAUUAUACAACCAUAUUUACAUAGGCAAGUGCUGGAUUUGUUUUAUCUGUUGCUCAUGCAUGUUGCCAGGUGAUGCCUUCAAACACGUCAGCGCCGUCCUCGCUCAGAGAGGAUUUUCUGUAUUGUGCACUGUGCAUGUGCUUCCGCUGCGGAUGUGGCUAUAGAAAUGGGGAGAUUUGGAAGGCAUUAGUGUCGUCAGAUUUUCCAUAACUGAAGGACCGGGGUCGUGGUUAUUGUGGAUAUCUGUGUGGAGAAUGUUGAAUGUAUCUACGGAAUGAUAUGCACGGAGGCAUAGAAACUGGCAAAAUGGCGGACAGUUUCUCGCGUAUCGUCUGCAUGGUUCUCGUGUUAGUUGUCGCGUGUGGAUCAACGACUGCCCCAACUUCUCCGAGUACAGGAGGAAGUGUCGAUCCAACUUGGCGCGUCGAAACGGUUUCCGAUGGAAUAGGGUCGAUUAGUCCGUCGGCAUCUGCCCAAACAGUCACAUCGGGACCAGGAUCGUGCGCUGGAGGUUGUGACUCUGGUUUUCAGGGAAAUUGCCAUUGCGACAAUCUGUGUAUGAAAUAUAACGACUGCUGUGGAGACUACUCUGUCUACUGCAGCAAUACUCGACCAAUGAAGACAAACACAGGACAAAGUGUGGAACCGACGUGGACUGCUUCGGCGUCUAGCAAAACAUCCGGACCAGGGUCGUGUGCUGGUGGUUGCGAUUCUGGCUAUCUGGGCAGUUGCUAUUGCGACUCUGUGUGUAUGAAACAUGACGACUGCUGUGGAGACUACUCUUUCUACUGCAGCAAUACUCGACCAAUGGGGACAAAUACAGGACAAAGUGUGGAACCGACCUGGACUGCUUCGGUGUCUAACAAAACAUCCGGACCGGGAUCGUGUGCUGGUGGUUGCGAUUCCGGCUAUCAUGGUAGUUGCUAUUGCGACUCUGUGUGUAUGAAACACAACGACUGCUGUGGAGACUACUCUUUCUACUGCAGCCAUACUGGACCAAUGGAGACGAAUACAGGACAAACUGCGGAACCAUCUUGGAGUGCUUCGGCUUCUAGCAAAAUAUCCGGACCGGGAUCGUGUGUUGGCGGUUGCAACUCUGGUUUUGAGGGAAACUGUCAUUGCGACAAUCUGUGUAUGAAGGCAAACGACUGCUGCGAAGACUACUCUUUCUACUGCAGCAAUACACGACCAACGGAGGCAAACACUGGUGCAAGCACAGAACCGACUCGGACCGUUGGGACCGACCCGUCAGUAUCAUCACAGACAGUUACCUCGGGAGCAGGAUCGUGUGCUGGCGGUUGUGACUCUGGUUUUCAAGGAAAUUGUCAUUGCGACAAUCUGUGUAUGGAAUUUAACGACUGCUGUGGAGACUACUCCAUCUACUGCAGCAGUACACGGCCAACGGAGACAAACACCGGGGAAGGCACGGAACCGACUUCACAGACAUCAUCUUCACAAACAGUCAUAUCAGGAGCAGGCUCAUGUCUGGCUGGGUGCGACACCGGCUUUCAGGGCAAUUGCUAUUGCGAUGAUUCCUGCGUGUCUGUCGGCGACUGUUGUGCAGACUAUAAUAGCUUGUGCUACGGAGGGGCUAGGACCACUACACCGGAAGGCGUGUCAGGAAAACCAGUAACUGAGGUGAAGACCACACCUAGUACUGCCUUGUCAGGCUCCUGUUUGAGUGGCUGUGAAUCCGGUUAUCAGGGAUCGUGCUAUUGCGAUUCUUCGUGUGAGUCGCUCGGCGACUGCUGUACCGAUUAUUUCAGCCUUUGUGCGGCUGCGGUGACUACCACGCCGCAUACCAAUUUCGGAGUUGAAGCCAACAGCACUAUGAUGGGUGGAGCAGACAAGCCGCAGAUAUACAAAACCAAUCUGGUUCGCUUGUUCAACCAGCAGGUCGUGAAGAAAUUUAUCAUCCCUAUGAGAUUCAUAGUAAUCAAUUACGGAAAGAAGUGAUGAGAAAAAAAAAACAAUUAAGGGAGAAAACAAAAUGAGAUUAUUUUUCUUUAUUGUAUCUACUCCAAUUUGAAUGAGAAUUUACAUCGUAUAGUGUCUAAUACGUUGUCUUGUUUAAUAAACAUUUCAACGGUACUAUGAAUUAGAAAAAUUCACAUUAUUCGCUAAAGUGAAUGUGAAAUGGUACCCCUUCUCUCUUAAUUGUAACGAAUAAUUUACUUUUAUAUUUACAAUUAUAAAACGCAGGAGAAAAAGUUGUUUCAAUUAUCCAAAGUUUCCCGAGGGAGCAAAUUUGCUUGUCUUUUGUUAUGAGAUUUUUUGAAGUAAAAUCUUCAAAUUGAAGACCACCAAUGAGCCAUCAAGCUUUACGCCGACUCUAAGAAACUGACACAUGCACACAUAAUGCCGAGUCUAGCAGUUGUGCCUCAACUUAAAAGUGUUCUUAUUUCAAUUAAAUGAAUAAAUUUGUUCUUCCUGCAUAUAAUAUGGAAAUAGCAACUUCCAAGGCUUAUCAUGUAAGUAAUAAGGCCAAUUUUCUAUUGUUUAGCACUUUUGCUAAUUUUUUUAUUUAUAUUUGCGGUGUUACUUUUAGGCAAUCUUUAUUGCAGAAUACAUUUUGUGUGAUAAAGCUGAAUGCUGUGUUAUAGGCCUCUACAAUAUUAAUAACAUUCGAACAAUGAUAUUUGGAAAGUUGAGGAGCCCACUGAUUGUGGUUACAAUCUGAUAAACAAUGGAGGGCCAGGUAAACAUUUGACUGACAAUAGGUUUGGCAAGAUUGUACUGUGAAGAAUGGAUGCACUUAACGAUUUAAAUCACGGUAAAUUGAACUUUUGAGUGUUUCGUUUGGUAUUAUAAAAUUGGUAUUAAAUUUUCAGCAAUGUAAUCGAUGUGAUAUGUGAUUAGCUGUCAAUGAUAAUAUAUCAUUGUUUCUUUAAUCAAAGCAAAUCUUGUUCGGGUUUUAGAUGAAGUUUGUGAUUUUCCAAAUAUGUUGUUGACUUUUAAAAUGUAUUUACGUGUAACAACAUCGGUGUUCUCUCUAGAAAUGUAAUAAAUGAUUAGUGUUUAACUUUUAUUCGAUAGUGCAUGUAAAAAAAUAAAUGAUUCAGUUCAGAAAAGAACGUAAGUUUUAGUGACAAGGUAUCGUUUUGGUAAUGAAUGGUCAGAUAAUGUUGAAAAUGGUUUGAAAUGUUCAAAUGAGUAACAAAAGUGGAUAAAUGCUCAGGUCUACAACUUUCCUUAACAUCAAAUGUAUACACAAAUGUCAUUGAUAUGCAUGCAUGGCUUCUACCUCAUGUUUUCUUGAUUUGUUUUAAUUCGACGACUAGACAACAUGUGUAGUCAUGUCAAUCUAAGGGACCCAAAGACACUCAAAACACUGCCGAUGUAAGCUGGCUGCUGUGUUAAGAUUCGUUGAAUUGCAAAAUAAACUGAGAUUUACACUGAUUGCUGUGAUCAAGAAUGAAGACCGAUGCUAUGGAUAAAUAAAGAUGAAGAAAGAAAAAUG
Molecule: messenger RNA, 3461 nt
Organism: Patiria miniata (bat star)
Lineage: Eukaryota; Metazoa; Echinodermata; Asteroidea; Valvatida; Asterinidae
Product: scavenger receptor class F member 1-like
Exons: 17
Coding region: 263-1957 (564 amino acids)
Source: RefSeq, a predicted model, not a curated record